Molecule: messenger RNA, 4381 nt
Organism: Octodon degus (degu)
Lineage: Eukaryota; Metazoa; Chordata; Mammalia; Rodentia; Octodontidae
Gene: Rbm15b
Product: RNA binding motif protein 15B
Exons: 1
Coding region: 1694-4360 (888 amino acids)
Biological process (GO): regulation of alternative mRNA splicing, via spliceosome
Cellular component (GO): nucleus
Molecular function (GO): mRNA binding
Source: RefSeq, a predicted model, not a curated record
UUCUUCAGCCCACCAGUGCUUACAAGACCAGGGCAGGACACUGGUUGAGGGAAGCUAAUAUGUGUUGAUUUUUUAGGACUAGAGUGCAUUGGACAUCUCAGCCAGAGAAGAGCUGGAGUUUGGCACCUUGCCUCCCCUGGUCCAGUAGAAGGGGCUGGAGGCUGCACUGUUCCUAGGCACAGAGGUAGAGUCUGUAGUAUAUGGGAGGGCCUUACAUCAAUGCUCAGUAUAAUCUGGGCUGAGGACACACUGGGAGUGUUUUUCCAUAACCACAGUAUGUACAUUUCUAACGAUGCUCUGUGUGGUUACCUACCUGCUCAUCAGGGUUUACAGCCUAGGUCUCGUGUCUAACAUCCUCUGAUGGUACUUGGAUUUUUCUAAGACUGGCAGCAGUCGGCUUAUACAAAUAAGUGGUGUGGGAGGCCUGCCUUUUGCCUAUUUAUCCUAGAUAACAAUUGUGAGAAUUUCUACGGAGUCUGGUUUUUGGCUGCUUUCUGGUGUCGUUUCUUAAGUUAUCCAUGCAAGCUGUGGCUCCACCUUGCAGAAACCAGAGGAAAGGAAGGUGUAAGAAAUUGUGCUUUCUCAAGAGCUGGUCUUACAGGUCACUUCAUUCGUGCAGCUCCUAAGUUCACUUUGCCUGUAAGGGGCCUUACAGCUGACUAUGGAGCCUACUGCUGUUUUCUUCCAAGACCUUGCUUCUUAAAGUACCUAUUGCUUUCUGAUUUUGAGAGGAGAGAAAAACUAGGUGCACUCUUCCUUACCCUAUGGGUUCUGUGUCUGAAGUUGGGUCAGGCAUUCCAGUGGCUUCAACUACUGGCCUUGAAGAAUAAAAGCUUACCCAAUAGGCCUGAGCAGUCUUCCCUCACCGCACCUGGACAUGAACAGUACUGGCGACCUAGGGGUCAGCACGGCAAGCAAUGGUAACAGCAGGUAUUAUCUGUGCUUGGCUUCUUCACCCGACUCUGUGGCCCUGCCUUCUAGCCUGCUGUCUGCCCGGAUUCCCACAGCAGAAGGUUGGACUGAGGCACCAAGGAGCUUACUCCAACUCUAAACUGCAGGUGGAUUAUCUCUAGCUCUGUGCAGAACAUAGCCAGGUGUCACCGGCUGGAGUAGUGAGAACGAGACAGCCAUUGCUCUUAUGGCCUUAACUGGACCGCUGCUGGCAAACCUCAAUGUGUGUGAUGACAGGGAUGUGCACCAGCCGCAGGGAGUGGAAAGUGCUCGCUGCGCCAAGUCCUCGGACGCUGGUACCAACGGAAGCUGCUGCUCCUAACUCCAGCCAGCACGGUCACCACCAAGCUAGCGUAGGUCGUCCUGCCAGUGGCCUUUUGGGACACCUCCGAUCACAACGCAGGGCCUCGACCAUUCACCGAGCUAACAGCACGGUGGCGCCAGAGCUGGCAGCCCCACUCCCCUUGUCCGCUUGUCGCUGGAUCACGUGACAUCGUAUGGCGCAACGAGAUGACGCACCCUGGCGCAGCCGUCGCCUCUGCCUCACGGUCACGUGGGGAAGCCGUCGCAGCGUGAUGACUCAAAGCCCAGCCCCUGAGCGCUGUCCCGCCCCGCCCCGCCGCCACCGCCGCGCCGAGUCCUUUUGUCCAAGAUGGCGGCGCCGGGGGCGCUGCCUCCUGGGCCGCCGCCGCCGCCGCCGCUGUGAAGGACUCGCGGGCCGCCCGCCCGCCGCGCCGGCGCCAUGAAGCGGCAGAGCGAGCGAGACUCCAGCCCGAGCGGGCGUGGCUCGUCGUCGUCGGCAAAGCGGCCACGGGAACGCGAACGGGAGGCGGAGGCGGGCGGGCGGCGAGCGGUGCAUAAGGCCUCCGGCGGCGCCAAGCACCCAGUUCCAGCGCGGGCCCGCGACAAGCCCCGCGGUAGCGGGGGCGGCGGCGGAGGACAUCGCGACGGCCGCGGCGCCGGGGACGCAAAUCACCGUGCGAGCAGCGGACGCUCCUCGGGCUCUGGAGCCGGCGGCGGUGGACGCGGCAGCAAGGCCUCGGGGGACCCGGGCGCCUCGAGCGCGUCUCCCCGCGCAUCUCCACUGCCGCCGCCGCCCCCGCCUCCCGGAGCCGAACCAGUAGGUCCUGGCUCUGCAGCCGCGCCGGAGUAUAAGACGCUGCUCAUCAGCAGCCUGAGCCCCGCGCUGCCCGCCGAGCAUCUGGAGGACCGGCUAUUCCACCAGUUCAAGCGCUUCGGCGAGAUCAGUCUGCGCCUGUCGCACACGCCUGAGCUGGGGCGCGUGGCCUACGUGAACUUCCGGCAUCCACAGGACGCGCGAGAGGCCCGCCAGCACGCCCUGGCCCGCCAGCUGCUCCUGUAUGAUCGCCCGCUCAAGGUGGAGCCGGUGUACCUGCGCGGCGGUGGCGGGAGCAGCCGGAGAAGCAGCAGCAGUAGUGCCGCUGCCACCACGCCGCCUCCGGGGCCUCCCGCGCCUGCCGACCCGCUUGGCUACCUGCCGCUGCACGGAGGCUACCAGUACAAGCAGCGCUCGCUGUCUCCGGUCGCUGCCCCGCCCUUGCGCGAGCCCCGAGCCCGGCACGCCGCUGCAGCCUUUGCCCUGGAUGCCGCUGCCGCUGCCGUGGGACUGUCCCGAGAGCGGGCCCUAGACUACUACGGGCUGUAUGACGACCGCGGGCGCCCGUACGGCUACCCUGCCAUGUGCGAAGAGGACCUGAUGCCUGAGGACGACCAGCGGGCCACUCGAAACCUGUUCAUCGGGAACUUGGACCACAGCGUGUCCGAGGUGGAGCUGCGUCGGGCCUUUGAGAAGUAUGGUAUCAUUGAGGAGGUGGUUAUCAAGAGGCCUGCCCGAGGGCAGGGUGGGGCCUAUGCUUUCCUCAAGUUCCAGAACCUGGACAUGGCCCACAGAGCCAAGGUGGCCAUGUCAGGCCGUGUGAUUGGCAGAAAUCCCAUUAAGAUAGGUUAUGGCAAGGCCAACCCCACAACUCGCCUCUGGGUGGGUGGCCUAGGACCCAACACUUCCCUGGCAGCCCUGGCACGGGAGUUUGAUCGCUUUGGAAGCAUUCGGACCAUUGACCACGUCAAAGGAGACAGCUUUGCCUAUAUCCAGUACGAAAGUUUGGAUGCAGCCCAGGCGGCCUGUGCAAAAAUGAGGGGCUUUCCUUUGGGUGGCCCUGAUCGCAGACUCCGGGUAGAUUUUGCCAAAGCAGAAGAGACUCGGUAUCCCCAGCAGUACCAGCCCACUCCCCUUCCUGUGCACUAUGAGCUUCUCACAGAUGGAUAUACCCGGCACCGAACCCUGGAUGCAGACUUGCGAGUGCGAGAUAGGACCCCUCCACACCUUCUAUACUCAGACCGAGACAGGACCUUUUUGGAAGGGGAUUGGACCAGCCCCAGUAAAAGUUCUGACCGCAGAAACAGUCUGGAGGGUUAUAGUCGCUCAGUGCGCAGCCGGAGCGGUGAGCGCUGGGGAGGGGAAGGGGACAGAGGCAUGCCCAAGACCUGGGAAGACAGGCGCAAGCGGAGGAGCCUUUCCAGUGACAGAGGGAGGACUCAUUCUCCAUAUGAGGAACGGAGCAGGACCAAGGGUGGUGGGCAGCAGACUGAUCGUGGCUCGGACCGUACCCCUGAACGGAGCCGCAAGGAAAACCACUCUGGUGAAGGGAACAAGGAGUCAGGCAGCAACUCCCUCAGCAACAGCAGAUAUGGGCCUGAGGAACGGAGUCACCACCACCACCACCACGAAGCUCCAGACUCUUCCCAUGGGAAGAAGACGAGAGAGAGCGAGCGCAAUCAUCGGACCUCUGAGGCCGAGCCCAAGCCUCUCGAAGAGCCAAAACAUGAGACCAAAAAGCUGAAGACUCUUUCAGAGUAUGCUCAGACGCUGCAGCUGGGUUGGAAUGGGCUUUUAGUGUUGAAAAACAGCUGUUUCCCAACAUCUAUGCAUAUACUAGAGGGAGACCAGGGAGUCAUCAGUGGUCUUCUCAAAGACCACUCUUCUGGGAGCAAGCUGACCCAGCUGAAAAUCGCACAGCGCCUUCGACUGGACCAGCCCAAGCUUGACGAGGUCACGCGACGCAUCAAGCAGGGAAGUCCCAAUGGCUAUGCCGUGCUCCUAGCCACCCAAGCAGCCCCCAGUGGGCCUGGCACUGAUGCGAUGGCCACAGUGGAACCAGGCCUGCAGAGGCGGCUUCUCAGGAACCUGGUCUCCUACUUGAAACAGAAACAGGCUGCAGGUGUGAUCAGCCUGCCAGUGGGGGGGUCCAAGGGCAGAGACAUCACGGGCAUGCUGUAUGCCUUCCCACCCUGCGACUUCUCACAGCAGUAUCUGCAGUCAGCACUGAGGACAUUGGGCAAGCUGGAAGAAGAACACAUGGUGAUAGUGAUUGUGAGAGACACUGCCUAACCCAAACUCAAAAGCAGUUAC